Tupaia belangeri chinensis (Chinese tree shrew) is the source of this 390-nucleotide messenger RNA. Its product is annotated as 40S ribosomal protein S15a. Lineage: Eukaryota; Metazoa; Chordata; Mammalia; Scandentia; Tupaiidae. Bases 1 to 390 code for a protein of 129 amino acids. The transcript has a single exon. Gene Ontology annotation, cellular component: ribosome. Gene Ontology annotation, biological process: translation. The record is from RefSeq and is a predicted model, not a curated record. Gene Ontology annotation, molecular function: structural constituent of ribosome.
AUGGUGCACGUGAAUGUCCUGGCUGAUAUUUUCAAGAGCAUCAACAAUGCCAAAAAGAGAGGCAAAUAUCAGGUUCUUAUUAGUCCAGAUUCCAACGUCACUGUCCGGUUUCUAACUGUGAUGAUGAAGCAUGGUUACACUGGCAAAUCUGAAAUGGCCAAUGACCACAGAGCUGGAAGAAUGGCGAACCUCACUGGCAGGUUAAACAAGGAUGGAGUGAUCAGCCCCAGAUUUGAUGUGCAACUCAAAGAUCUAGAGAAAUGGCAGGAUAAUCUGCUCCCAUCCCCUCCGUUUGGUUUCACUGUGCUGACAACCUCAGCUGGCAUCAUGGACCAGGAAGAAGCAAGGCAGAAACCUACAGGAGAGAAGAUGCCGUCAUUCUUUCUCUAG